This is a messenger RNA of Chiloscyllium plagiosum (whitespotted bambooshark), 1185 nucleotides long. Its product is annotated as transmembrane 4 L6 family member 4-like. Gene Ontology annotation, cellular component: membrane. The record is from RefSeq and is a predicted model, not a curated record. NCBI's taxonomy places the organism in Eukaryota, Metazoa, Chordata, Chondrichthyes, Orectolobiformes, Hemiscylliidae.
CUAGAGGUGGCUGCCUAUAAAAGUCUGUCAACAUUCAGUCACCAUUCGCUCUUCAUCCAAGUCACAGAUUUCCCUCCACAGUUGUGCCACAUUUAAUCCCCCAGGGAAAAAAGGAACCAGCAGCUGACAUUAACCAUCAUGUGCUACGAAAAAUGUGCCAAGUGCCUAGGCAUCACACUCAUCCCUCUGGCUCUUCUCGGUAUUAUCUUAAACACUCUGCUCUUUUUCCCGAAUGGAAAAACGGGAUACAAUACUCCUGAGAAAUUGGCCGACACCGUGUGGUGCUUCAGUGGGAUUAUAGGAUCUGGAUUACUGAUGGUGUUCCCAAUCCUCGUCUUCAUGGGCAUGGAGAAUAAUGACUGCUGUGGCUGUUGUGGAAACGAGAGCUGUGGGAAACGGUUUGCGAAUUUUUCCUCUGUAAUCUUUGCUGCAAUUGGUGUGGCAGGAGCUGCCUACUGUUUCAUCGUUUCUGCAGUGGGCCUCAACCAGGGUCCAAAAUGUACCACAAUAAACAACAGCAAUUACACCUACGUCUUUACUAACGGCGAUUACCUGGGAAAUCACACGAUGUGGGACAUCUGCAGUGAGCCACCCAAUAUUGUGGAGUGGCAUGUUACCUUGUUCGCUCUCCUGUUGGUGCUAAGUGGAGUUCAGCUCAUUCUUUGUGCCAUCCAAGUUGUCAAUGGACUGAUCGGGUUUCUCUGUGGGGAGUGCAGCUGCUGCAGUUCAGACUAACACGGCGAGAGGCGCACUGCCCGAUACCGGCGCAAGAUGACCAAUAAACAGGAUUCAGCGGACACAGGAGGUUUUCCUUUGACUCUCUUCACCACAAGGACAUACAAUCCUUCCAAAUCAAAACCCACAUGGAACUCAUUCUGAUCCCUGAAAUUAACUGCUGAGGUCAGAAUGGAGAAACAAGCCUACAUCGAAUCGGUGCGAUGUUCCUCGACCACUAAUUUUAAGAGAAGCUUUAAGCUGUUUGAAGUAGUUUUAAAGUAAAGGAAUUUUCUACAGUGUAAUGCUAACACUUGUUUUUGGGAACAAACUUUGAUAUCACUUUAACUCGAGAGAUCCCGCUUGCAAAAAUGCACAUAAAAUGCAGGUUAAAAAUAUGCACACAACAUUUAUUUCUUCCACAAGUUUGCUCACUUCAUAAUAAAGUUCUGUGGUUAAGUCUUCAACUCA